Messenger RNA from Arctia plantaginis, 1200 nucleotides. The record is from the annotation of a GenBank genome assembly. Lineage: Eukaryota; Metazoa; Arthropoda; Insecta; Lepidoptera; Erebidae.
AUGGAAAAGCCAAAGUAUGCGCGUAUACAGUCUUACGGAAGUAUGUGUUCGGCCAAAAGUGACGAUGAUAUGACUGUACACAGCCAGUUGUGGCCUUAUCCCAAGAAAAUGGUGAUCGAAAGAGAAAUAUUGUAUGAAGAAGAGCAUCCCCCAUUCCAGCCUUUAUUUACGACUACUAGAUUAUUUGGGAAGGCGAGAUUCACGUUCCUACUUGUCUUCUAUGUGAUUUUCUAUAUUGUAUACCUGGCGUCCGGUGCUCUGGUGUUCUCGGCUUUAGAAGCGCCGGUGGAGAAUCAGAUACGACUCGACGUGAUUAGAGCUAAGGCAGACUUCAUGGCACGUCAUCCUGAUAUCACAGAUGAUGAUUUAGAGUCGCUCCUUGACGAGGUGGUGAGAGCGAGCAACCGUGGUGUGGUCGCUUCUCGCAACGUCAGCGGCGGACCCAAUUGGAGCUUCGGACAGUCUUUGUUCUUCUCUUCCACUGUCGUUACCACCAUCGGCUACGGACAUGUAACACCUCUCUCAAAGCCAGGCAAGCUCUUCUGCAUGAUGUACGCACUCCUCGGUAUUCCUCUGACGCUGGUGCUGCUGUCUGCACUGGUAGAACGACUGCUCCUACCAGCGACUGCACUGCUCAGGGCCCUAAACGCAUCUUUAGGCCACUUGUACAGACCAUUCACUAUACGACUUGUGCAUUUGAUGAUCAUUGUGACAACACUGGUGGUGUUCUUUUUGGUCAUACCGGCUAGCGUGUUUGCGUACUUGGAGCCUGACUGGGACUUCCUAGACUCGUUCUAUUACUGCUUCAUCUCUCUGACGACCAUCGGACUCGGGGACUACAUCCCCGGAGAUGCUCCUGGACAAGUCUACCGACCCAUCUAUAAAGUUGCUACAACUUUCUACUUACUGAUUGGCUUGACGUUCCUGAUGCUGACUCUGACUGUCUUCUACGACAUUCCUCAACUGAACUUGAGCACGGUGUUCUCCUCGGUCAAACUUGACGAAGAUCCAGAGAAGAUGCGACUCAGUGGUUCUGGAGUAGUGGUGCCUGGUUACGGUAUGGGUGGACUUAUGAUGAGGGAUGAUUACAACCGUCACGAUCAACGCCGCUCCGUCGUCCAUAUUCGUCCACAUCUUGAUGAUAGCCCGAGCCCCGAGGACACGACCCCGGUCCACGCGAGAGAUAUUCGCGUUCACUAA